Molecule: messenger RNA, 570 nt
Organism: Lontra canadensis (Northern American river otter)
Lineage: Eukaryota; Metazoa; Chordata; Mammalia; Carnivora; Mustelidae
Product: atherin-like
Exons: 3
Coding region: 1-570 (189 amino acids)
Source: RefSeq, a predicted model, not a curated record
AUGUCCGCGGAUCCGCGGCGGCGGCGGCGCCGGGCGACGCUGGCCCCGCCCCCCGGCUCCCCUCCCGCCCCCUCCCUGCCUCCCGCCCGCCCUCGCCGGCCGCUCCCGCCCCUCCCGGCUCGCACGUGGUGCUCCGCGCCGGCCGGGCCACCUCCGCCCGCUGUGGGCGCGCGAGCGGGCCGGGCGGCUGGUGCGGGCCUCGCGGCCACGGGCUCCCCGCCGCCCGGCUCCCGCGGCCGUCUGAGGGCGGUCCGCACCGGCGCGCGGCUCUUGGACCCUGGCUUUGCUGCCUCGAAGCCGAGGAGUGUCUGCUCGUUCAGGAAAGCGUCUCGGCGCCUGCUCUUCCGCCGUUGGGGCCGCGGUGCCGGCGCUGGGGCGGUGACAGCCCGCCGGGAAGGGCCUCUCCUCCGAGGCCGCCGCUGCCUUGGCCUCCCCCAGACAUCUCGGGCAGAAGUGGCCCCUCGCGCGCUCCGUGCGCCGCAGAAGCCGGCGUGGCGUGACCCCCGGACGCGGGCGUGGCGGCCCCGCGGCCCCCACGAGGACCCAGGAAGCCACCGUGCUCCGCGAUGA